CUGGAUAUCUGGGCCCGGUUUCCCAAACGCAUCUUAAGGCAUCCAAUGGUUCUAAAGAUGAACUUAGCCAUAAGAUGGUUUUGAGAAACCGUUCCCUAAUUAACACUAGAGAGAAACGUAACUAUCGUGGACCCUCUGGGGAGGCUCAAAAACCUCAUGAAGCUGACAAGGCAGAGAAGAGUCUCUCCACGUCAGAACACCUCAAGAAUCACCUGCAGACAUCCACAGGGAAGAGAACUCACUGCUGCUCUGACUGUGGGAAGAUAUUCACCUCCUCAACAGGAAUUAAAAUUCAUCAGAGAAUCCACACAGGAGAGAAACGUUUUAGCUGUACUCAAUGUGGGAAGAGUUUUACUCAGUCAACCAGCCUGAUAUCACACCGUAUAAUACACACAGGAGAGAAACUUUAUAGCUGUGAUGAAUGUGGGAAGAGUUUUGUUACAUCUAGCUGUCUGAGUAAACACCGGAGAAAACACACAGGAGAUAAAUCUUAUAGCUGUGCUCAGUGUGGGAAGAGUUUUACUCGGCCAGACAGCCUGAUAUCACACCAGAGAAUACACACAGGAGAGAAACCUUAUAGCUGUGAUGAAUGUGGGAAGGGUUUUGUUACAUCUAGCAGUCUGACUAGACACCGGAGAACACACACAGGAGAGAAACCUUAUAGCUGUGCUCAAUGUGGGAUGCGUUUUACUCAGUCAACCAGUCUGAUAUCACACCGGAGAACACACACAGGAGAGAAACCUUAUAGCUGUGCUCAAUGUGGGAAGAGUUUUACUCGGUCAACCAGACUGAUAUCACACCUGAGAACACACACAGGAGAGAAACCUUAUAGCUGUGCUCAAUGUGGGAAGAGUUUUACUCGCCACUCAACCCUGAUAUCACACCAGAGAACACACACAGGAGAGAAACCAUAUAGCUGUGAUGAAUGUGGGAAGAGUUUUACUUCUUCUAGCAAGCGGACAACACACCAUAGAACACACACAGGAGAGAAACCUUAUAGCUGUACUCAAUGUGGGAAGCGUUUUACUCAGCUAAGCAACCUGAUAUCACACCAGAGAAUACACACAGGAGAGAAACCCUAUGGCUGUGAUGAAUGUGGGAAGAGUUUUACUCGUUCAACCAGCCUGAUAUCACACCAGAGAACACACACAGGAGAGAAACCAUAUAGCUGUGAUGAAUGUGGGAAGAGUUUUACUACAUCUAGCAUUCUGACUCUUCACCAGAGAACACACACAGGAGAGAAACCUUAUAGCUGUACUCAAUGUGGGAAGAGUUUUACUCAGCUAAGCAACCUGAUAUCACACCAGAGAACACACACAGGAGAGAAACCCUAUAGCUGUGAUGAAUGUGGGAAGAGUUUUACUGGUUCUAGCAAUCUGACUCGACACCAGAGAACGCACAGAGAUGAGAAACCUUAUAGCUGUGCUCAAUGUGGGAAGAGUUUUACUACAUCAAGCAAGUGGACUACACACCAUAGAACACACACAGGAGAGAAACCUUAUAGCUGUACUCAAUGUGGGAAGAGUUUUACUCAGCUAAGCAACCUCAUAUCACACCAGAGAACACACACAGGAGAUAAACCUUAUGGCUGUGAUGAAUGUGGGAAGAGUUUUACUCAUUCAACCAGCCUGAUAUCACACCAGAGAACACACACAGGAGAGAAACCAUAUAUCUGUGAUGAAUGUGGGAAGAGUUUUACUACGUCUGGCAUUCUGACUCUUCACCAGAGAACACACACCGGUGAGAAACCUUAUUGCUGUACUCAAUGUGGGAAGAGUUUUACUCAGCUAAGUAACCUGAUAUCACACCAGAGAACACACACAGGAGAGAAACCCUAUAGCUGUGAUGAAUGUGGGAAGUGUUUUACUGGUUCUGGCAAUCUGACUCGACACCAGAGAACACACACAGGAGAGAAACCUUAUAGCUGUGCUCAAUGUGGGAAGGGUUUUACUACGUCAAGCAAGCGGACUACACACCAUAGAACACACACAGGAGAGAAACCUUAUAGCUGUACUCAAUGUGGGAAGAGUUUUACUCAGCUAAACAACCUGAUAUCACACCAGAGAACACACACAGGAGAGAAACCCUAUGGCUGUAAUGAAUGUGGGAAGAGUUUUACUGGUUCUAGCAAUCUGACUCGACACCAGAGAACACACACAGGAGAGAAACCAUAUAGCUGUAAUCAAUGUGGGAAGAGUUUUACUCAGUCAAACAGCCUGGUACAACACCAGAGAACACACACAGAAGAGAAACUUCGUAGCUGUGACCAGAGGUAAUCUGAUAAAAGAUCUCUGAUCAAAUAUUAGAAAAUACAUGCAUGAAGGAGUUGUUUCAUGAUAUCAAUGAAUUCAUGUCACAAUGUAGAAUGUUAACACAUUGUAGUAGGAGUAUUUUAAUAGUGUCACAAUGUAGAAUGUUUGUAGAACCCUAAACCUUUGCACCCUCUUAUCAAUUGAUUUCAACAUGAUAUGGAUAUUAGCCUCAGGGGGAAAAUCCAGGCUCUGAAUUGAAAGAGUUACUAUUUAUGUGAUUUAACAAAAAGUGACUAACAAAAAAAGAGUUGUGUUACACUUACCUCGUUGGUGACCCACUUGAAUCAAAAUGUAGCUAGCUGUUUUCUACAAAUUGUCCUCGAACCAGGGAUGUACAUUUUUUUUCCCAGAUUCCGUGUGGUUUUUGAGCUGUUAGUUUUAACAGGACGUGCAACCUCAUCUGCCUCCUCUCGCACAAAUGAUUUUAGCAUGAUAUUGAUGAGUUAUGACAAAUAACAAAUAAGUGUUGCGUUCCUUUGUUUAGCGACCCCUAAAUUUAAAUGCAUCACUCCAAAAUGUAGCAGACAUUUCUGCAGGUUGUCCCGUAACCAUUGAGGUAAAAUAUAUCUCCCAUUUCCAUGUGUUUUGUUUAGUUGUGUUAGUUUCAACAGCAGGUACAACCUGAUUGUGUCAAGGUGGGCAGUCAAAGAAAAUUGUGUUUUGCAUUUGGCCAGUGAGUUGCCAUGGAUCUUAUUUUAACUGCAUGUUUUUCCGUAUUGGAGAUGAGUUUUGUUUGGGCUCGUUCCAAGGGGGACGAGAGUUCUAGAAGCUGGUGAGUUUUAGGAAGACGACAGUCGGAAGCUAAUUUUAGAAAUGUAUAUAUUUUUCUAUUUUUAUAAUUGUUGACAGCCAUCAGACAUCGUGUUUAUAUUGGUGAAGGUGAAGCAUUAUAAUGUGAAAGGGAAGUUGUUCUCUGUUGGUGGUAAGCAAACUUGUCCAACAAAAAUAAUGUGAAAUGGAAGUUGUUUUCUGUUGGUGGUAAGCAUACUAUUAAGGUCUUUGGUUUUUCCAUUUAUGUUUUAAGGUUGGACUUUAGCAGGUAUAG
Messenger RNA from Salmo salar (Atlantic salmon), 3357 nucleotides. The record is from RefSeq and is a predicted model, not a curated record. NCBI's taxonomy places the organism in Eukaryota, Metazoa, Chordata, Actinopteri, Salmoniformes, Salmonidae.